Messenger RNA from Punctularia strigosozonata HHB-11173 SS5, 1035 nucleotides. RefSeq lists its product as uncharacterized. The record is from RefSeq and is a predicted model, not a curated record. Lineage: Eukaryota; Fungi; Basidiomycota; Agaricomycetes; Corticiales; Punctulariaceae. The annotation marks the transcript as partial. The transcript has 2 exons.
UCUACCAUGGCGACCCCUAUGCCUGCGCGACACGAUCACAGUGCGCCGGUCUUCAAGACUACUGCCGACCUUCCCGGAUAUCUCGACGAACUCGAACGUCUAUUUAGCGAACAUGGUGUCACCGGGGAACGCGAGAAAGUCAAUGCUUCUCUUCGUUACCUACCGCAUCUCGAAACUCGUGUCUGGAAGUCUGUUGGUGCCUUCACAGAUCUGACGAAGACCUGGGACGAAUUCAAGGCCGAAGUUAUUAAACUUUAUCCAGGGUCGUCCAUCGAAGGACAAACUACUCGUGGCGACCUAGAAACUCUGGUCAAUGCACGCGCGGCCUCUCCCAUCUUGACUCGCGCGGAACUGGGUGAAUACAACCGGCGGUUCAAGGUUCUCGCCGACGACCUACUCAAGAAGCACGGCGGGAAGAUCUUCUCCGACAAUGAAGCAAACUACGCCUACCUUCGAGGUUUCAUGGCCGGCGACUUCCGGAAGAAUCUCAUUAUGCGCCUAACCCUCACCAACCCCGACCAUGACAGCGAGCUAGCUUACGAUCGCAACAAGUGUGACGACUGUGGCGAGACUCAUGAUCACGCCUCAGCACGCCAGCUCCAGAAACUCCGCGUUCUCCGCCCGCUCAUCUCGAACCAAGUACAAGCCGAAUGCGUGAUAGACUCCGGGUCAGAGGGCGUCAUGAUGCGCAAGGACGUCUGGGCGGCUACCGGUUUACCUCUCUAUGUCGACGACGCCAUCAACAUCACAGCCGCGAACUCCACUACUACACGUACCCUAGGCGGCCUCCGCAACGUCCUAUUCAACAUUGGCGGCAUGGAGAUCUACCUCCAGGUUCAAGUCAUUGAAGAUGCGCCUUGGGAGGUCCUCCUCGGUCGCUCAUUCUUCACCCACACGGCUUGCGAAACGAAGGACUCACCUGAUGGAUCAUCGCUGCUCACUCUCACACACCCGGAGACUGGUGAACGCGUCCAAGUUCCGACGCUCGAGCGCCCAAAACGGCAUUCUCCCCGCAAGAUCCAGGGUUUUGUUUAG